UUUAUUUGGUCGAGAAAAAAAUGCCACCAUCUCAUCCGCUCAAUUAAGCCUUAUCAGCGAAGUUUUCUACUGCCACCGAUUCCACCGCCGGCACGUCAGGCUUCCCCUUAAAACCUACCAGAAGCUUACCUGCAACAAUUCCAAGACUACACAUGGAAGCCCUGUCCCUCACACUCCUCAUCCUCGUCCUCUUCACCGCCAUACUCUCCUUCCUCCUCUUCCCCUCCACUAAGAAACGAUCUCUCCCUCCCGGCCCCCCUUCCAUCCCUAUCCUCGGCAGCCUCCUAUGGCUCCGACACCCCCCUUCCCUCUCCAACAUAGAAACCAUCAUCAGAAACCUCCGUUCCCAACUCGGCCCCAUCAUCACCCUCCGCUUCGGUUCCCAACCCUCCAUCUUCAUCACCGACCGCUCCCUCGCCCACAAAGCUCUCGUCGAGCGCGGCGCCUCCUUCUCCUCCCGCCCACCGCCUCCUCCCACCAGCCCCUUCCUUAACGCCCGCAUCUCAACCAUAUCCUCUUCCCCUUACGGCGACCACUGGCGUCUCCUCCGCCGCAACCUUACCUCCGAGAUCCUUAACCCAACAAAGAUCCGUCUUUUUGCUGAUGGACGCCGUUGGGUCCUCAACCUUCUUAUCCGCGAUCUCAAACCAGAAUCCAAGUCUGAGCAAUCCCCUCAACGCGCCGUGGUUGCCAUGGAAAGCUUCCAGUUAGCCAUGUUUGGCCUCUUAGUCCUCAUGUGCUUUGGAGAGAAGCUUGAUGAGAAGGCCAUAAGGGAGAUUGAAACAUCGCAGAGAGAGCUCCUCCUUUAUUCGAGUAAGAAAUUGCGAGUCUUUGCUUUUGUUCCUAAAUUUCUCUCGAGAUUUAUGUUCCAGGGGAGGUUGAGGACUGUGGAACGGUUAAGGCAGAGGCAGACGGAAGUCUUCCUCCCGUUGAUAAGAGCUCGCAGAGAGAAUCGGAAACAGGGAGGGGAAGCAAGAUUUGUUUUUUCGUAUGUGGAUUCUCUCCUCGACAUCAAUGUGGCAGAGGAAGGGGAAAGCAAACUCACUGACAAAGAAAUGAUACAUCUUUGUUCGGAAUUUCUCAUAGCUGGAACGGAUACAACAGCCACUGCGCUGCAGUGGACUAUGGCAGAGAUAGUAGCGCGGAGUGAGGUGCACGGGAAGCUGGUGAAGGAACUGGAAGCGCUAAAUGAAGAAGAGAUAAAAGAGGAAGAUUUGCAGAAGCUCCCUUAUCUGAAGGCGGUGGUGUUGGAAGGCCUGCGCCGCCACCCGCCGGGGCAUUUCGUGGUGCCGCACUCGGCGGUCAAUGAUGUCGAAUUCGAAGGAUAUCUUAUACCCAAGAACGCAUCGAUUAACUUUACUGUGGCGGAUUUGGGUUGGGAUGAGAAGGUGUGGGAAGAGCCCAUGGAGUUCAAGCCGGAGAGAUUCAUGGCCGGAGGGGAUGGAGAAGGGGUGGAUAUUACCGGGAGCAGGGAGAUAAAGAUGAUGCCUUUUGGGGUAGGGAGGAGGAUUUGCCCUGGGGUUGGGCUGGCAAUGCUUCACCUUGAGUACUUUAUAGCAAAUCUGGUGAGGGAGUUUCAGUGGGAUGCUGUGGAGGGAGAGGAGAUUGAUUUCACUGAGACGACUGAAUUUACAGUAGUGAUGAAGAAGCCUCUGCGAGCUCGGAUUAGCCGGAGAAGGAAGGCUUAUUAAGCUUUUGUGUUCCUUGUAUUAUGUAGUUGUGUGGGCAUGGCUUUACAUGAGCACUUUGCACAAUGAUUAAAUGUUUUCGCUUUUGCACAAAGAACCAUGCCAUUUACAGUACGUUGUGAACUUUGUGAUGGCACCCGUUAUAAAUUUGAUAUAAAAUGUAAGGCUUAUAAACAAUAUAUUUGAAUAA
Phalaenopsis equestris is the source of this 1878-nucleotide messenger RNA. Its product is annotated as cytochrome P450 89A2-like. The record is from RefSeq and is a predicted model, not a curated record. NCBI's taxonomy places the organism in Eukaryota, Viridiplantae, Streptophyta, Magnoliopsida, Asparagales, Orchidaceae. Gene Ontology annotation, molecular function: oxidoreductase activity, acting on paired donors, with incorporation or reduction of molecular oxygen, NAD(P)H as one donor, and incorporation of one atom of oxygen; heme binding; iron ion binding. Gene Ontology annotation, cellular component: membrane.